CCUUCCCCUCGCCCUCAGCUUCUUCCCUGGCGGCCGCUUCCUUGGGCCCCCCUCCCCCUCCCCCGAGCAGCAGCAGCAGCAGCAGCAGCAGCAGCGGGGAUGCCGCGGGCGCAGCCGCAGCAGCAGCAGCAGCAGCGGGGGGGAGCCCGUUGCCGCGGCUGCGCAGCAGCAGCAGCAGCAGCAGCAGCGGGGAUGCCGCGCCCGCAGCAGCAGCAGCAGCGGGGGGGAGCCCGCUGCCGCUGCUGCGCAGCAGCAGCGUGAGGGCCCCGCUGCUGCUGCUGCCGCGAGGCAGCAAACUAAUAAAAGGCUUCGAGGGGCCCCAGUUUGUGGGGCUGGGCCCCUCGCUGCAGUACCGGCAGCGGCUGCGGAGACACCGCAGAGACGAGGGCUGGAACUUCUCCAACUUGCCUUUCAAAAGAUUCUUUUUUGCUGCUCGAAGAAACCACAGAGACCAGCAGCAGCACGGCUGGCUGCUGCAGCAGCACCGCGCAUGCAUGCGCAGGCUGCGUGCUCUCCGCCAGCGCCUGCUGCUGCAGCAGCAGCAGCUGCUGCAGCUGCUGCCGCAGCAGCAGCAGCAGCUGCAGCUGCUGCGCGGCGGCCGGCAGCAGCGCAGCCAGCCGCAGGGCGCAGCAGCUGAGGGACAGCAGCAACAGCAGCAGCAGCAGCAGCAGCAGCAGCAGCAGCAGCAGCUGGAUUCGGCAAGCAGCAGCAGCGGGGCGGGCGAGGAGGGGGGGGGGCCCAGAGACUGCAUUGCUGCAGCAAGAGCUGUGCUGCUGUCGGUGCCUGCUGCUGCAGUGCUGCAGCAAAUGUCUGCUGCUGCGCUGCAGCAGCUGCGCGAGCGGCUGCGUGCUGCACUGGUGGACGUGGUGAUUGCUGCUGCGCCUCCUGCUGCAGUUGCUGCUGCUGCUGCUGCUGGCUUCGCGCUGCCGCCCACUGCAGCAGCAGCAGCAGCCUCCCCGCUGCCCUGGUGGAGCAGCAGCAAGGGGCAGCAGCUGUGGAGAAGCAACAAGCAGGUGCAGCAGCAGCAAAGCAGCAGAGUCAACUGGGCUGCUGCUAGGCGGCCUGUGGAGCCAGUGCUGGCCGGUUUGCUGCUGCCAGCAGCAGCAGCAGCAGUUGCUGCAGCAGAAAGAAAAGCUCGCCGCCGCGAAGUCCUCGAGGCCAUCCGCAGCUUCCUCUUCCCGCAGCAGACCCCCGACAACCCUGCUGCUGCUGCUGCUGCUGCUGCUGCUGCAGCUGCAGCGGGAACGGCGUCUGCAGCGCAGCCAGCAGCAGCAGCAGCAGCAGCAGCAGCAGCAGCAGCGCCGGUGCCCUGGUUCAUCACCGAGGAGGAGACACGGCUGCAGCAGCUGCUGAACGCCGGCGCGAGGCCCUGCCGAGCAGCAGCAGCAGCAGCAGCAGCAGCAGCAGCAGCAGCAGCAGGACCCCCUCCUCUUGCUGCUGCCAAACCCCACGGGCCCCCCGAGGAGCCCCUCCAGGGGGCCCCCCAGGGCCCCCCCCAGGGGGGCCCCCAGGAUUGCCUCCAGGGGGGCCCCCCUGGGGGCCCCCAGGAUUGCCUCCCUGGGGGGGGCCCCCCUGGGGGCCCCCAGGGGCCCCCCGCCGGGGGCCCCCAGGGGGGCCCCCCGGGGGGCCCCCCGGGGGGCCCCUUGGAGAGCCCCCUGCGGAGGGCGUUGGGGGCAGCAGUGGAGGUGCGGCUGAGUCUGGUGGAAGCCACAGUGCUGAAGAGGGGCCCCCCGGGAGGGUACAGUUGGGGGGCCCCCUUUCUUAAGGCUGGCAGCAGCAGCAGCAGCAGCAGCAGCAGCAGCAGCAGCAGCGGCGGGAAGCGCAGCAAACGCAGGCGGCGGAGGCCACCCCCGGAGGCCAGGAGCAGCAGCAGGAGGCUCCGGCUGCUGCAAAACAAACGCGCCAGGCAGCUAGCUAGCCAGCUAGCUGGCUAG
Eimeria necatrix is the source of this 1934-nucleotide messenger RNA. RefSeq lists its product as hypothetical. The annotation marks the transcript as partial. NCBI's taxonomy places the organism in Eukaryota, Apicomplexa, Conoidasida, Eucoccidiorida, Eimeriidae. The transcript has a single exon. The record is from RefSeq and is a predicted model, not a curated record.